Saccharomyces eubayanus is the source of this 432-nucleotide messenger RNA. RefSeq names its product ubiquinol--cytochrome-c reductase subunit 6 (gene QCR6). NCBI's taxonomy places the organism in Eukaryota, Fungi, Ascomycota, Saccharomycetes, Saccharomycetales, Saccharomycetaceae. Gene Ontology annotation, biological process: mitochondrial electron transport, ubiquinol to cytochrome c. The record is from RefSeq and is a predicted model, not a curated record. The transcript has a single exon. The coding region runs from base 1 to 432 and encodes 143 amino acids.
AUGGGCGUGUUGGAACUUGCUGGUGAAUACUGGGAACAGUUGAAGGAGACCGUUUUGCCCGUCGUGGCCGCGGCUGAGGAUGAUGACAACGAACAGCAUGAGGAAGAAGGGGGAGAGGAAAAAGAAGAUGAAGAUAAGGGAGACGAAGAAGAAGAUGAAGAUGAAGAUGAAGAUGACGAUGAGGACGACGACGAAGAUGAGGAGGCCGUCACCGAUCAAUUGGAAGAUCUGAGAGAACACUUCAAGAACACGGAAGAGGGAAAGGUGCUCGUACACCACUACGAAGAGUGCGCCGAGCGUGUCAAGGUACAGCAGCAACAGCCCGGCUACCAGGACCUCGACCACAAGGAGGACUGUGUGGAGGAGUUUUUCCACCUGCAGCACUACUUGGACACGUGCACAUCGCCCAGACUGUUUGACAAGCUGAAGUAG